UCUGUCAUGGGUGAAAAAAGUUCUUAGAAAACUUAAGUUUGCGUAGCAAUUCACAAACAUCAUUCUGUUGGUAAAUUUGAAAUAACUAACAUGAUGAUUAAAAUUUUAUAGUUUACUAAAUAAAAAAUGACUGGAAGACCCCCAUCAGGAGCAUUGAGGUUGGGUACUGGUGCACAUGGUGGACGGAUGGGCACUGCUGCUGGAGGAUUUGGGCCACCAGGAACUGGGAUGAGACCAGGAACAAGAGGAGGUGGUUUAGGAGGUGGAGCAUUAAAUUCCAUGGUUCAAGUCUCCGACCGACCUGUGACAAGACAAGGUCUUGGUGGAAUUAAAACGCAAUCACAAGGUCCUCAAAGGCAAGUUCAAGAUAAGUCAUACUGGCUUGGUAUGCUAAGAGGAAAGAUUACUGAAUUAAACAGUGAAAUCAACAAAAUGACUAAAGAAAUUACACAAUUUAAUCAAGAAAAUGCAAGCUAUGUCUCAUAUGAAAAAAGGGCCGAAGCAUUAGCUUCAGAAAUCAAAGACUUGCAAGGGGAACUUGCUGAUUACAAUGCUAUUGUCGAUAAAUUAAACACAAAUGCAGGAUUUGAAGACUUGGAAGAAGAUUAUCAAAUUUUAAAACAGCAAAAUGAAAAAGAAUCCAAAGCUAUUGAUACACUGUUUGCUCAAAAGCAAGACAAAGAUAUGCAAUUAAAACAACUUGAACUUGAGUUGGAUCAAGAAAGGAGAAUGACAGAAAGCUUAGUCGCUGACAUGCCACCAAAUGCAAGAGAAAAAUAUGCGAUGUUGAAAAACAGAAAUAUAAAGUUACAACAGGAGCUUGAGAAGAAGCAACAAGAUUUAGACAAUUUAAAUGUUAAAAUUGACGAAAUGGAAGAGGAAAUCUCACAAUCCCCUGUUAAACAAGAAGCUGUGACUUUGCAUGAAAAGAUCCAUGAAUUAGAAGAGAAACGAAUUUCACUUGUCGACGAGAUGAAGAAAAAGGAAACUCCAGCCGAAGAACGUGAAAGAUUGCUGAAACAGGUGAAAGAGGAUAAUCAAGAGAUUGCCAGGAUGGAACACAGAGUAAAGGAGAUUCAAGAAAAGACUGAGAAAUUACAAGAUGAAAUUAAUCAACUUGAUAUGGAUUUAGAGGAACAUCAUGGGGAGAGAACCGCAAAGUUUAAAGAAUUGAAAAAGAGAGAGGAAGAUAUGGACGAAUUCUUAGCCACCUUCGACAAAAAUAAACAAGAAGCAGAAGAAAAACAAAGAAGUCUUGAAGCAGAAAUCGUCCAACUGCUUGAGAAAAUCAGUCGAGCUACCAUUCAAACUAAACACAUGCCAUCUGGGAAUGAACUAAAACAAAUACAGAAUGAUUUGGAUUUUAAAGAGAACGAAAUGAACAAAUCAAAGGAGACAGCUCACGGUUUGGACGGAGAGCAUGCAAGACUUCAAAGCGAUUUAGAGAAAGUUCAACAGUUAGAAACCAAAAUUACAGACGAACUGAAUUCGUUGAAAGAAAAAAUCGCAAAAAUGCAAGAGGAGUUGACCACAUACAAUGAUUUGAACUCCCUGAAGAGAGGUGCUGAAGAAAAAAGAUCUCUUCUAACUCAAGAAAAAAAUGAACUGCAAGAAACGAGGAGCAGCAUGAAAGGAGACGUUCAACAGCUAUCCACUGAUUAUGAGGAAAAGAAAUCGAAACUUGAACAAAAUGAAACCUAUGUACAGCUUGGUAACUUGGAACGAAAAUGGCAACACUUGGAGCAAAAUAACUUUGCAAUAAAAGAUUAUAUUGCACAAAAAUCGGCAGAAAGCAAUUUUGGCGGGAUGAAAGAAAACGUAGACACUUUGUUGUAUCAGAUCAAUCAACAUCUUAUCCAAAAACUCAAUGGUGGUAGAUAAGAAUGGACGUUUAUUGAAUAGAUUGGACGGGAAUGCUUUAUGCUGAAUGUGAAAAUGGACUUAUUUUUCACUUCUUUUUCAAUUUGCACAUAUGCGUUUGAUAACAAAACGAAGCUAGGGACAAAUGAGCUUUCUUUUUUUGUCUUGUUAAACUGUAAAAUUGCUUUUAUCGUGUAAAAUGAUCUAAGUAGACUUUACGAAACUACACAUUUCUGUUCUGACAAUUUAGUUACAAGACGCCUUCAAAUUAGCUAUGUCGGCACUUUUAUGUUAAUUAUUCUCGAUUAUCAUGUAAAUAUUUUAGUUAAUAAAUAAUUUCAAAAAACGUUUAAAAUGUAUUUUUAAUAAUUAUGUGUUGCCGAUUUAAAUGUCUGUAAAAAGAAAAAAUAUCCCGAUCAA
Hydractinia symbiolongicarpus is the source of this 2280-nucleotide messenger RNA. Its product is annotated as intraflagellar transport protein 74 homolog. Lineage: Eukaryota; Metazoa; Cnidaria; Hydrozoa; Anthoathecata; Hydractiniidae. The record is from RefSeq and is a predicted model, not a curated record. The transcript is spliced from 29 exons. Gene Ontology annotation, molecular function: beta-tubulin binding. Gene Ontology annotation, cellular component: centrosome; intraciliary transport particle B; cilium. Gene Ontology annotation, biological process: intraciliary transport involved in cilium assembly; cilium assembly. Bases 127 to 1881 code for a protein of 584 amino acids.